This is a messenger RNA of Aspergillus affinis, 2586 nucleotides long. RefSeq lists its product as uncharacterized. The coding region runs from base 1 to 2586 and encodes 861 amino acids. The transcript has 2 exons. The record is from RefSeq and is a predicted model, not a curated record. NCBI's taxonomy places the organism in Eukaryota, Fungi, Ascomycota, Eurotiomycetes, Eurotiales, Aspergillaceae.
AUGGACUCCAAACCGAUGCAGCCAAAGUUCCGCAAUCUUGAAGUCUUCGGGUCGUGGGAUGGCGAAUUUGAGGGACCAGUAAGACUCAAGAUCUCUCUGGAAGUUGAAUCUGCACCCGACACAGAGCUGCGGCUACUGGAUACCAAAUCUUCGGCCAUCUUCCUCAAAACUGUUUCAGCGCGUCUUUUAUCUGAUGAAUCGAACGACAGCAGCUCUUUAUUCACAUUUUCCACUCCGGAUUCUGGUAAAUUGAAAGGAGCCCGCCGAGUUUCAGCAGAGAGACUUCCCAACAGUGAAGAAGCCUUUUCGGUGUUACAAGAUGGUCCUCCUCUUCCAAGCCGCUCCCUCAUGAAAGAUAUUACAACUUGUCGAGACACAAGUCCUGCAGAUAUUUCUAGUGCAGAGAAAUUCUCCAGUCUGUGUAUCAACGUCGCGGAGUACGACGACCUGACCAAGUCACCACAACUGGUGAAAAGAAGUGCUGCAGACGCAUGCUUCACGGAUUCCGGAUCGGACAGCGCACCAACGCACAAAAGACAUGACUCCAGCAAUGACACGCAGAAAACUCUGACUCUCGGCUCUAUUUCGACAACCGCAGAAGAGAAUAUCAAGUCUGCGAAACUUAUCGGUCUCGAGGCCUGGUUGGAGACAGCAACACAACAGCCUGGGGAUAGGCCCUUGGAUGAAGGAAUCGCUAGUACAGGGGAUGGCGAGCCAUAUCUAGAGGAGAAAACCCCGGAUGGUUACGAGACUGAGGCAGAUGGUGCGACUGGCAGCGAAGAGGUCUGUCGUCAAUCCACUAGUGUGGCUGGGUCAUCGAAUGCGCCCCUGAGAGAAGAGUCCCCGACAAUGGAAAGGCUUUACAACAGUAGCCCGGUGCCCCGAACUCACACUCCUUGUGACCAAGAGGGCAGCCCUAGUGGCUUGUCAGCAUCACCUGGUCUUGGUUUGGGGAUUACUGGGGAUCUAAAUGACGAUUUGAACGCACGUCCGUCGAGUCCCUAUCCCUCGCUCCUGUUCAGUACGCCGGACCCCUCUAAUUCCAAGCCCGAGACCUGGGAAAACCAUUAUCUGAUCGAGGAGACAAACAGAAACGAUAAUGAGAUUGAGAUUCAACCACUCAUAGAGUUCUCUUGGAGCGACCCAAAAUUGACUCUCUCCAAUGGGGAUCUCAUCAUGAAAUUUUCCACCAAAACCCGGCAGGCCACUUACAAGAUAGAGGUCAACUUGACCGUUUAUGUGGAUGAUGACUAUGCCAAAGGAUGGAGCACAAUAUUGCUACCUGGGCUCCCAUAUCUACAGGCCGAAGAGACUGGGUCUUUCCUCUUUCGUCUUCCGGAAGAUCGUGGCCUCGAGUUCCGUACAGCAGACAAGCGGCGGUGUAUGGAGGUGGAGAAUUGCUUCUUUGCUGAAUUCAUCAACACCGGGUACCUUGCCGUUUCAAUGCGCGUAUGUGGUCGAAGAUUUUACGGCUUUCUCAAGCACAUUGUCUUGGAUCAAGAAAUCAUCUCCCGUCAUGCGGUAGCUAAAUCUGGGGCAGAAAACGAUGGAUCGAUCAACUACUAUGCCAUGUGCUCGCUGAGAUCCAACCGACGCUAUAUCUGCUCUGAGAAGUGCGGCUUUUCCUUCUACGUGGACGGAGGCCCAGAUGGAUUUUUCAUUUGCAAACUUGAACAUCAGAAGACAAGGCUGCAGAUGAUUGAAAUCCCCCGUGGCGACUCCGCCUCCGUUGGUAUUUCUCGGGUCCAAGUCAUCUGCUCUCCGAAGGAUCUGGGAGUGUUCUGUUUGGCAUGGUCCAUUCCCUCAACUGAUCGACAUGCCGAUCACUGGCUUCCUCACAUCUAUUCGGCAUCUCCCGGUCGCCUCGAGGAGGAUCGAGAUGGUCUACGCGGCACAUUCACCGGGUUGAGCACUAGGGGAAUCUUUCCAGUUGCCAAAGAGGAUGACAAGCAGUUACUACGCGAAGACAUAGGUGCUGAUAAGGAGGGUCACAAAUCGGAUGAUAAAGCAAGCGUCGGUCCUGAUCUCUCCACUCCUGGUGUCCCCGAUGCCCCUGGGGUGCUUCUUUUGUUUCGCUUAUUGGUAUCAACUCUCAUGGCCAAUGCCUCACAGUCUACCAAAGGCUGCAUCAAGACUGCUUUUCUAUCUCUGUCUUGUUUGUACGACUGGACUUGCUCAAGCAUGACACGGCUCAGUCUAGCUUUGGGUGCUAUGUAUGGCCUUCUAGGCUUAUUGGUAUGGUUCUUUGUUAAAGACGCGGGUCUCGACGUUUUGGACACAGUUCAAGGCCAAUCGAGUUCUUUGGAUUCGAGCGAAAUGGCUACUAUGAACCUCACGAUGGCGAACCAAGAUGCGGGAGCCAUUUUGGACGAUAGUGUCUUCAAGCCAGAUCACCUUAGCUCUAGGGUAUCAGACGCUAUUGUUGGUACAGAGAAGGAUACUGGAAGCGAAAGACAAGUGCUAGUUGAUAGUGCGGAGGACAGCGACAAGGAAGACACGGAGACGGACUUUGGUGACACGACCACAUUGAUCAACUUCCGAGACAGGAUCGACUACUGGCUUGGAUGGAGAGGGCCUGUUAAUUAG